AAAUUGGUAAUACUUAAUAGCCUGAGAGGGUAAGGACGAAAGAACUCAACAAAACCCAAAUGAAAUCUGAUUUCGGAUCCGUUCAGAACUCGUGGAAGGAAGAAGGCCAAGCCGAGAGAUGAGUGGCUCCGACUUCGAGCUUCGCCAUGGCGGUGUCUAACGCUGAGGCCGCGUAGCCCGACCUUUUGUUUUUCUUCUGGAAGCCCUGGAUGGGCCAGUCAACCUCGACGGCUGCAAGUUCUGGCCGUCGCGAAAGCAAUCAGAGCCAGCUAUCAAAGACCAAAUCGAAGUCCCUGAUCUACCCGAUGCAAAUUGAAUACGCGGAAGAACAGCAGGGGACGAUCGAUGGAGAGCCAGAUUACAUCUCCAAAUUGCCAGACGAGUGUCUGGCUUGCAUUUUCCAGUCCCUCGGCUCCGGUGACCGCAAACGCUGCUCUCUCGUCUGUCGCAGCUGGCUCCGGAUCGAGGGACAGAGCCGACACCGUCUCUCACUCAACGCCCCGUCGGAUCUCCUCGCUAUGAUCCCUUCUAUCUUCUCUCGAUUUGAUGCCGUCACUAAACUCGCCUUGAAAUCUGAUCGUAAAUCCGAGAGCAUCGGCGACGAGGGGCUCAUACUCAUCUCACUUAAAUGUCGCAAUCUCACGCGCCUCAAGCUUCGUUCUUGUCGCGGUUUGACCGAUGCUGGCAUGGAGGCAUUCGCGAAGAAUUGCAAGGGUUUGAAGAAGCUCUCCUGUGGAUCUUGCACAUUCGGAGCCAAGGGAAUGAACGCGGUGCUCGAUAAUUGCUCGGCUCUCGAGGAGUUAUCUGUGAAGCGCCUGCGUGGCAUCACCGAUGGGGCCGGGGCAGCGGCCGAGCCGAUUGGACCCGGCGUAGCCGCUUCAGCUCUCAAAACGAUUUGCCUGAAGGAGCUCUACAACGGGCAGUGUUUCGGUCCAGUUAUUAUUGGCGCAAAGAAUUUAAGAACCUUGAAGCUGAUCAAGUGCUCUGGCGAUUGGGAUAAGCUUCUCCCAGUGAUAGCGAAUCGUGUCACUAGCUUAGUCGAAGUGCAUCUCGAACGUCUUCAGGUCACCGAUCUCGGCCUCGUGGGGAUCUCUAGUUGUUUGGAUCUGGAAAUUCUGCAUCUUGUCAAGACCCCGGAGUGCACGAACAUGGGGCUCGUAUUGCUCGCAGAGCGUUGUAGGCUCUUGCGGAAGCUUCACAUUGACGGAUGGAAGGCGAAUAGGAUAGGCGACGAGGGCUUAAUUGCUGUCGCGAAAGGUUGUCCUAAUCUUCAGGAGUUGGUUCUCAUCGGUGUGAAUCCUACAAAACUGAGUUUGGAAUCUUUAGCAUCGAAUUGCAAGAAUCUAGAGCGCUUAGCUUUAUGUGGAAGCGAUACCGUUGGCGACGCAGAGAUUUCUUGCAUUGGUGCGAAAUGCCUAGCAUUAAAGAAGCUCUGUAUAAAAAGUUGCCCCGUUUCGGAUCAAGGUUUGGAAGCUCUUGCGGGCGGUUGCCCGAAUUUGGUGAAAGUGAAGCUUAAGAAGUGUAGAGGAGUAACGCCCGAGGGCGCUGAAUGGUUGAGGGCAACUAGAGAACCACUUGCGGUGAAUUUAGAUAAUGGUGCGGCCGAGCAUCAGGAUGCGAGUGCGAGUGACGGUGGAGCACAAGAAAACGUUGUGGAAAUUCCACCUCCUCCUCCUGUGCAUACCCAGAUGGAGGCGGCUGUUCCAUCGAGCAGUACUGCUCGAUCAAGUUCGUGGAAGUCGAAGCUAGGGAUGGUUAGCAUUUUGAAGAGGUGGUCAAGUGGUAACAGUAGUUCCCGGGGUAGUUAGAUAAGCAUUUCCAGCAGAAGUUCCAACUCAGAUAGCAUGCUUGCUCUUGCUCCGUUUACAUUGCUUUGUGUUGUAUUAUCCAGUUCUGCCUCUUUUUUCUAAAUGUAUUUAAUUUGAUUCCGUAUGCUGUUCAUUGCCUUUAGACUUGAAUCUUUGCUGUUGCAUGUUGUAAUUUCACACUCAUACCAUUUCUGCUCA
Molecule: messenger RNA, 2006 nt
Organism: Juglans microcarpa x Juglans regia
Lineage: Eukaryota; Viridiplantae; Streptophyta; Magnoliopsida; Fagales; Juglandaceae
Product: F-box protein At1g47056-like
Exons: 1
Coding region: 210-1808 (532 amino acids)
Biological process (GO): SCF-dependent proteasomal ubiquitin-dependent protein catabolic process
Cellular component (GO): SCF ubiquitin ligase complex
Molecular function (GO): protein binding
Source: RefSeq, a predicted model, not a curated record